Molecule: messenger RNA, 888 nt
Organism: Pteronotus mesoamericanus
Lineage: Eukaryota; Metazoa; Chordata; Mammalia; Chiroptera; Mormoopidae
Product: olfactory receptor 1Q1
Exons: 1
Coding region: 1-888 (295 amino acids)
Biological process (GO): G protein-coupled receptor signaling pathway
Cellular component (GO): plasma membrane
Molecular function (GO): G protein-coupled receptor activity; olfactory receptor activity
Source: RefSeq, a predicted model, not a curated record
AUGGACAAUGUCAACUGGACCAGUGUAUUGCAUUUUGUUCUCUUGGGCAUUUCUGCUCACCCAGAAGAACAGAUCCCACUCUUCCUUCUUUUUCUACUCAUGUACACAAUCACCGUUUUGGGCAACUUUGCCAUCAUCACACUGAUUAUCUCUACUCCAUGCCUCCACACCCCCAUGUACAUCUUCCUCAGUAACUUGGCCUUGGCAGACAUCUGCUUUACCUCCACCACUGUCCCCAAGAUGCUUCAGAACAUUUUCUCUCCUACAAAGAUCAUUUCCUACAUGGGCUUCUUAGUCCAGACUUAUUUUUUCAUACCCUUUGCAUCCAUGGAAAAUUUCCUCCUGGCUCUGAUGGCCUGUGACAGAUACAUUGCCAUCUGCCACCCUUUCCGCUACCCUAAGAUUCUGACCAAAAUGCUGUGUUCGCAGAUGCUGGCUCUGUGCCAUAUCCUCUCCCACCUUCAUGCCCUGCUGCACACCUUUCUUAUGGGCCGACUGAUCUUCUGUGCAGACAACAGGAUCCCUCCCUUCUUCUGUGACCUCUACCCUCUGAUGAAGUUAUCCUGCACCAGCACCCACCUCAGCACCCUGAUGACUCACACAGAAGGUGUUACUGUAAUCAGCAGAGCGCUGGCCUGCAUCCUCUCAGUGGUCCUCCGGAGCCCCUCAGCCAAGAGCAAGGGGACAGCCUUUUCUACCUGUGGCUCCCACCUUAUGGUGGUGGCUCUCUUCCAUGGCACCCUCGCAUGGGUCUACUUCCAGCCUCUUACCAGCUACUCGGUGGCAAAGGGUCGCAUCCUGACAGUCAUGCACACAGUGGUGACCCCCAUGCUGAACCCCUUCAUUUACAGCCUGAGAAAUGGGGGUGUCAAAGGAGCCUUCAGGUAA